GAAGUAAUUACAGUCACGACUGACAAAUCGAUGAUUAAUGCUGACAGCAGGACCCUAGUCUAUAAAACCCUGAUUUCCAUCUGCUGCGUUGUCACAUUUAUAGCAGGCACAACAAGAGUGGUCCUUUAACUUGCAAUUUGUUUAGUGGAUAUUAUAGAGAUCCAUUUCAUGCAGAGUCGAGUGUGCAUCUGAAGGGCCCUUUGAGGAUGUCAUCAACAAUGUGGACCGUGGUUCUCACUCUUUGUUUGGGAAAUAUUCUCAUCAGAGCGGAGGCCAGUGAUCAGCAUUCCGAACCGUUCCCAGUAAAUGAACUCUCUGAAACAGCCUCCCCUGGUAUUUUAACGCGGGGAAACCAGAAAUCCAACAGCUCAAUCCAUCCACCGCAAUUAGCAGGACCAAAAGCAUCGCACCCGCCUAUGUGCUCGGAGUCGGCCGGAAUCAGAGACACCUUCAAAUAUAUCAACACCCUGGUCUCUCUGCUCGUGUUUAUCGUCGGAAUAGUGGGGAAUGCGGCCUUGCUGAAAAUCAUAUAUGUCAACAAAAGCAUGAGAAGUGGACCUAAUAUCCUCAUUGCAAGUCUUGCUCUUGGCGAUUUAAUCCACAUUAUCAUAGACAUUCCAAUCAAUGCUUAUAGGCUCAUGGCAGAAGAUUGGCCGUUUGGUUUAAUGCUGUGCAAACUUGUGCCCUUCAUACAGAAAACCUCUGUUGGAAUAACUGUGUUGAGCCUGUGUGCUUUGAGUGUCGACAGAUACCGAGCUGUAGUAUCCUGGAAUCGAAUCAAAGUCAUCGGGGUUUCAGGUUGGACGGCAGUGGAAAUAACUUUGAUAUGGGUUGUUUCGAUCCUGCUGGCCGUGCCUGAACUUGUCGGCUUUGACAUGAUAAUGAUGAACUAUAAAGACAAGCAGCUGAGAAUAUGUCUGCUUCAUCCAAUGCAAACCUCACACUUCAUGCAGACUUACAAGUCAGUGAAGGACUGGUGGCUCUUUGGAUUUUACUUUUGCAUGCCACUGUCUUGGACUGCCGUCUUCUACACACUCAUGACCUGGAAAAUGCUGAGAAACACUAAGAAUAUAUUGAGUGACCACACCAAGCAGAGACUAGAAGUUGCGAAGACUGUUUUCUGCUUGGUGAUUGUGUUUGCACUCUGUUGGUUGCCUUUAUACCUCAGCAGAAUCUUGAAAUCAACCAUAUAUGAUGAAAAAGAUCCAAAUAGGUGUAAACUAUUGAGUGCCUUCCUCGUCCUGGACUACUUUGGCAUUAAUACGGCAUCACUCAACUCGUGCAUCAACCCUAUUGCUUUGUACAUAGUCAGCAAACGCUUCCAGAGAUGUUUUAAGGUCUGUCUGUGCAGUCUGUGUUUACCUCCUCAAGAUUUUACCCAUGAAGAUGUGCAAUCUGUCUCCAAGUCCAGAAUGCAGGAUCAAGGCUCAGAGCAAAACGGCAACAUCAAAGCUCACAAAGACACUUCCAUGCCUCUCCCUGAGCAGGAAAACAUCUUACUGUGCUAACAAAAGUCACGUGGAACUGUGAGUCCUGGGAUAAUUUUAUUAUGAACUAUACAGUGGAUUGUGUAACCACACCAAAGCUGUUCUGUGGGUGGUUUUGCAACAUUAAUGGCGCCAUCCUUAUAAUAUAUAAAUACCUUGUGAAUAAUAAUGAAUAUGCAUUGCUCUUGUCUCUUGUACUGAUGUCUUGAGCUGAACAUCUGCUUUGGCAUGAGCAACCUGAAGUCAGACUGUUCAGACUAUUUUCCCGUGGGGCUUGAGUCACUCUCAACCAUUACAUCAGAUUUUACCUCAUACCUAUCCUGUAUCGUGCAUUACAGUUCUCAAACCGUUGUUUCGGGCACCGUGUUAACCUGGCACCCAUCAACAGAUAUCUUGUCACAGCUGUCUGCAUAUUACUUCCAAUUCCUGGAUUCUGGAAAGACACGGUGCCACAGGAAAUGAAACGAAUGGGAAUUCACAAUUACCGUGUUGGUUUUUUAUGGGAUAUAGGGUGUAUUGCUAUUGUUUUCAUCUCUUUCAUGUUUCCCGUGCGCUGCCGCUCGGGAGUUAAUUGUGUUUCUUUCAUUCUUAAACCUUGAGGAACAUGUCAAAUUGGUAUCACAAGUAGAUUCUGUCACUGCCGCUGAAUGACUGAUUGAUGGUGGCCUAUUUUUAAUGCAUUGUUAAAUGUGUAAUGCAUGGAGACACUUUAUAAAAGACCUGAGAGAAGGGAAGAAGGAAAGCCAAGAUGACAGAAUGAGGUCAUGAGGAGACGGGUGGGAGGAGGAGGAGGAGGAGGAGGAGGAGGAGAAGAGAGAUGAGCACCUGAUAGGUCUUCUUGUCACAGGACAAGGCAAGCACAAAUAGAGGGCUGUUCUUCCACCUAAUGCUGCAUCAGUUGACAAAACUGUCUUGAUGUUGUGCGCUGGAAUGCCUAUUAAAAGUUUCUCUUGUCUAAGCAAGGAACACAACUCUCAACUGUUUGCACAGAUUCAGUAAUUAAUUUGAAUAGAAGCAGCUGAAUACCUGAGGGGUUUAUGAUGCUCAGAAGUUUAAUAGAGAUAUGACAGUGCUUUUGAUUGAAACCAAUUAAAAUAUGUUCUUUUAUUCCUCACAUUAAACUUUCUUCUUUUGAUUUUUUUUUCAGAAUGAACCAUGUAAACACAGUGACGUUGUCUAUUUACACUUGUUUUUCAAUGAAUUGACAUACAAAAUGCAGUCAAACCUUUUAAUUUGAAAGAAACCCAUGCAUAGAAAACCCACGUUUUUGUUUUACAUUAUGACUUUCUCAUACAGCUGGCAUUGUGUAAUAUGUGUAUUGCUCUAAUAGCUUUUGGCACAUCAAAUAGGGAUAAUACUGGUUCCACAUCACAUCACAUCUUAUCAGAACAGCAGGCUGUCAUCUUUUUUUUUUUAAUUAUUAUUAUUUUUUUAUACCUUACUCUUCAAUAUAUGAUCAAGAAAUGAAAUGACUACAGUUGGGUAUUGGUUUGUUAGUAUGACAGAUUAAGGGGCAUGAAUCCGUAUAAUCACUUCGAAGCAUGCGUUUUACAAACAUCAUAAUAUCAGGAUUGUUAAAUGGUAUUACAAUUAAAUGUUCUAUACUGUAAAAUGAGCCAGACUAAAAAUGUGUUUAUAUGUGAAUAGAAAA
Messenger RNA from Solea solea (common sole), 3138 nucleotides. Its product is annotated as endothelin receptor type B-like. The coding region runs from base 207 to 1508 and encodes 433 amino acids. Gene Ontology annotation, cellular component: membrane. Gene Ontology annotation, biological process: regulation of blood pressure; enteric nervous system development; G protein-coupled receptor signaling pathway. The record is from RefSeq and is a predicted model, not a curated record. Lineage: Eukaryota; Metazoa; Chordata; Actinopteri; Pleuronectiformes; Soleidae. Gene Ontology annotation, molecular function: endothelin receptor activity. The transcript is spliced from 8 exons.